Molecule: messenger RNA, 3224 nt
Organism: Drosophila innubila
Lineage: Eukaryota; Metazoa; Arthropoda; Insecta; Diptera; Drosophilidae
Product: retinal homeobox protein Rx
Exons: 6
Coding region: 1-2721 (906 amino acids)
Biological process (GO): positive regulation of transcription by RNA polymerase II
Molecular function (GO): RNA polymerase II cis-regulatory region sequence-specific DNA binding; DNA-binding transcription factor activity, RNA polymerase II-specific
Source: RefSeq, a predicted model, not a curated record
AUGGAUAUUAAAACCACAGCCGUGACACCUCCCAUGGCAGCCACUGUAGACGCCACUGUUGCACCCAUUUCGCCCACAGCCGGCAGCAUGGAGCAACUGCAGCAUAGUAAGCAGACAUUUCAGCACAUCUUCGAGCAGUUGGUGCAACAGAGCGGCGGCAAUCACAAGUUGCAACCGAAGCAACUCGAGCAUUUGCGACAUUUGCUCGGCAAUGUGCGGGAUGCAAAGAAUCUGCAGUUGAUUGUGGAGAAAUUCAAGAAUCUGGAACAGUUUCAGGAGCACUAUGCGCAUCUGGGCAACAACAACACUGUGAUUACAGAGGACAGCGAAUUGUCGCUCAAGGAUAAUGCACGUAAAUUUGGAGCUGGCGGUCAAACUCUGACGCCUCGUCACACAAUUGACGCCAUACUUGGCCUAAAGAAUCGCAAUGGCCAAGCACAGGGCCAACUGCAAGCGGAGGGCAGUGAUGGUGAUGGUGAUGCCUCGAUGGCCGAUGAUGAUGCCACCGAUUUGCGCUGCAACAUGUCGCUGACGCAGCUGCGCAACAUGGACAGCCACAUGGCCAACAUGUUGCAGCAACAUGCGAAGAACGGACUCAAUUAUGGACCGCCAACACCGGCAGCACCGCCACCACCGCAAUCGCAACAACCAGCGGGUCAUCAUCAUGCCACACUGACGGGGCAUGCAACAUUUGGCUACCACAAUGCCUUUGCAUUUGGCCAGAGUCACAGUCACAGUCACAAUCACGGUCACGGCCACGGUCACGGGCACAAUCACGGCUAUGGACAGCAGGAGGAUGCGGCGGGUAAUUACCUCAGUUCCAUGCAUCAGAUGGUCGAGGCCAAUCAAUUGCAGCCGCCACAGGGAUUGCAGGGUGUGACGGUGGCGCCACCUGGCGCCUAUGCCAGCCAUCAGCAACAUUUGGCGGCGCUGGCUGCGCAUGCGCAGGAGCAACACAACAAAUAUGCCAAGUCAUCGCCAACAGCAGCAACAGCAACACCAACGACAACAACAACAGCAGCAACAGUUGCUGGCAGCUACUUUCAGCCGGAUGCCACAGCAGCAACAGGCAACAUUGCAGCCACAGCAGCAACAACAGCAACAGUAAAUCGUGACUAUGAUGAACGUUCAAUGUCCUCGACCAGUGAACUGGAUGAGGAUGAAGAUGAUGCGGCAAAGUUGCAAGCCGAUUGCAGCAUUAAUAUUGAUGUUACCACACCGCCAACACCGCGUCCUAGCGGCAACAGCAACAGCAACAACAGCAACAGCACCAAGCGCAAAUCCUCCGCCUCCGUCUCCGUCUCCGUCUCCACCUCCGCCUACUGUGAUGAUAAUGAGCCGAAAUUAGCCAAUGGUCAGCAACUUGGCAAUUAUAGCAUCAGAGCGCGCACUCUCGAUGAGGUACAGCAGCAACAACAACAGCAGCAACAACAGCAACAGCAACAACAGCAGCAGCAACACUUUCAGCACGAUUAUCGCAACAACAACCACAACAGCAACAACAACAACACUCAACCAACUGAGCAUGUUGACAACGACAGUCUGGUCAACGGCAGCUGUGCAUCUAGCGAGGAUCUCAAUCAGACCAACAACAGCGAACAGGGCGAGAAAAUCACAUCCGGCAGCGAUGAUGAAGGUCAGGACGACAACUGUGCGAAGAAGAAGCAUCGUCGCAAUCGCACCACAUUCACCACAUAUCAACUGCAUGAACUGGAGCGUGCCUUUGAGAAGUCCCAUUAUCCGGAUGUCUAUUCCCGUGAGGAACUCGCCAUGAAGGUGAAUCUGCCCGAAGUGCGUGUCCAGGUCUGGUUCCAGAAUAGACGCGCCAAGUGGCGUCGCCAGGAGAAAUCGGAGAGUCUCCGUUUGGGACUGACGCACUUCACACAGCUUCCACAUCGCUUGGGAUGCGGAGCUUCCGGUCUCCCUGUGGAUCCUUGGCUCUCGCCGCCGCUGCUGAGCGCGCUGCCAGGUUUCCUGUCGCAUCCGCAGGGCGUUUAUCCGAGUUAUCUGACGCCGCCGCUGAGUCUGGCACCUGGCAACCUGACCAUGAGCAGCCUGGCCGCCAUGGGGCAUCACCAUGGGCCGGUGGCGCCACCGCCGCCGCCGCCGUCGCACGGACCGCACAGUGGGCAACUGGCGCCGCCAACGAGCGGGCCACCCCCACCCCCGCCACUGGCAGCGCAUCCACACUCGCACACGCACACACACACACACACACACACACACGGACACGGACACGGUCAUCAUCAUGCGGUGCCGUUGUCGCAUUUGUCGCCGCAUCUGUCGCGAAUGUCGCCGCACGCGAAUUCGCUGUCGCCGCAUCACGUUGUCACGCUCGCUUCGCUGCCGACUGCGACGCCGACGACGCAGUCGACGUCGACGCUGACGACGACUGCAUGCUCGACGGCGUCGUCUUCGUCGUCGUCGCUGGAAUGCAGCGGACCCGAUGUGUGCAUGUCACCGCAGAACCUCAGCAUUUCCAAUGCCGAUUCCAAUGGCGAUCUUCGGGAUAACAGCGAUGCCGAAGAGCGCAACGAGCGCGAGGAGCGAGAGCGCGAACUGCUCGACGUCGGCAGAGAGAGUCCCCCGCCCAACAGCGCAGCUACCCCCUCCGCCGGCACCCCCUCGGUGGACAUGCGCAGCAAUUCAAUUGCAACGCUGCGAAUCAAGGCGAAGGAACAUCUCGAUAAUCUCAACAAGGGUCUAGUCUCCAUGGUUUAGCUUUACCCUUGCCAUCCACAUGCAAUCCACAAACUGUUAGCCUUAGUUAAGCCCACAUACACAUGCAUUCCACAACACACACACAUUCCACAAUCAAAAUCCCCUAAGUACUAUUAUCGUUCCCCAUUAAUCGUAUGUGUUUUUAGUUUAGCGAAUUUACCGUUGUAAUCUUUAAUUUGUAUAGCCGAGAAACCAGUGAACCAAGAGUUUUCAAUCUCAAAAAAAAACAAAACAAAAAUAAAAUAUACAGGCGUGUUCCAAGUUCCCUAAACGCUGCAAAGCUCCAAAAAUAACUAUAAAUUAAGCAUGUUCCGUUUUUCAAUUACUUUCUUUUAAUUUUUAAACAUUUUUCAACACUUUGGUUAAAUUGUAGCGAAAGCGUAAAUUGGAACACGCCUGCUAAAUAGAUUUUAGAUUUAUUUGUAUCUUCAUAAAAAUCCUACAUCUAAAACUUAACCCAAUGCAUAUUAGCAUUAAUAAAUAAAUAAACAAGUUUUAGCUCA